AUGUUAAUUAUCUCGCCGCUAUCCAGGUGCGCCUCCUCUGCAAAGCGUGACAUUUUCCUACAGCACAUCGGCAAUAUUGCACCUGUAACCAAGAGCCACGAGCCGAAAUGUCUCGGAUAUGCCUGGUUCAAAAGCGCACAGGAUAAUGAUACCGUCCCACACCAUUGGCUCAGGGGAUUUGAAAUCUACGAGGAUGUCGAAGCAAACACUAUAGAACACCGCGCUAGCGCCGAGUAUAAGGCCUUUCGAAUCGCCGUCGGCGAAGAGGAAUUACUGGAGCAACCGAGUGAUCUUCGUUUUUGGAGACCCACCGAUGUCGGCUUUCUGACACGCAGGGGCUCUAUAGACUUCGCAGGUGGCUUGGUUCACGGAAAGCAAUACAUCGUGGUGGAUGAGCUCCGGACUGAACUUGGAAAAUGUGACCUUGUCUUCGAUCAUCUCCGUAAAAUUGCAGUAGAAGCGGAGAACGUCGAGCAGGUGUUCAGCUUUUGGGUGCUUCGCCGAGAGGAUGAGAAGGAUCUGACAUUCAUGGUCUUUUCUGGUUAUCUGGAAAAGGAGGCAUGGGCUAAGUUCAAUGCGCAGGCUGCGGUGGACGAGGCGUGGGUGACUGUGUAUGGUUCAAGCGAAGAGCAGAAGAGGACAACCUGGGUAGAGUCAGGACUAGGGUUCUUAGGAAGAUAA
Molecule: messenger RNA, 681 nt
Organism: Penicillium longicatenatum
Lineage: Eukaryota; Fungi; Ascomycota; Eurotiomycetes; Eurotiales; Aspergillaceae
Product: putative quinol monooxygenase
Exons: 3
Coding region: 1-681 (226 amino acids)
Source: RefSeq, a predicted model, not a curated record